AUGUAUGAGCCAGUAGUCGAUUUGAAGGAAUUAGUUAAAAAACGGGGGAUUAUCAAGGGGAAAUUAACCCUUUUUGUCAAAUAUCUUAAUGCGAUUGAGGGCCCUCUUUCUGCUGAAAAAUACAUCGACUUACAGUUACGAUAUUCUAAGAUAACUAAAAUACUUGUUGAUUAUGAAAAUAUCCAAGAUUUAAUAGAAACUGCUUGCACGGAUUAUGAAGUACAACUUCAGGAGAGAGAGGCCUUUGAGAACAACUAUUAUACCAAUGUUUCUUUGUGUAAAAAACUAAUGCAAGAAUUUGAAAAUAGCAAACCACAGACAGCGCCACCCUCGUCUAAUAGUAGUGACAAACCACACUCUAAUUCUGUAAAAUUACCUGAAAUUAAGUUACCAACGUUUGAUGGAAACGCUACCAAUUGGUUGGAAUUUAGGGAUCAAUUUGAUGCCGUUGUUAAUGACAGUAACAUAAAACCUAUAUUAAAAUUGAAAUACCUACGAGGAUGUCUGACCGGUUCUGCUCUUAACGUAAUAUCUUCGUUGGACUAUUGUGAAGAAAGCUAUGCCAUCGCUUGGCGAUUACUCUGUGAGCGUUACAAUAAUCCCAAGGUACUAGUCACUAAUCACUUGCGAGAACUCUUAAGUAUUGAAACAAUUCAAUCAACGCCAUCAGCUUUGAGAACAUUAGUUGAUAACCUGUCGAAGCAUCUCAGAACCUUAAACAAGUUGUCGGUUAACACAGAAAACUGGGAUGUUAUAUUGAUUUUCCUCUUGAGUUCUAAACUUGAUAAAUUCUUACACCGUAAAUGGGAAGAAAAAACCAACUCACGUGAAUUGCCUAAUUUACAGGAUUUCAAGUCUUUUCUGCGCGCUCAGGCUGACCUGCUGGAAUCCCUGGGUUCUGACAGGCCGGAUGAGCAACCGGAAGCGAAUGGAACAAGGAAGGCCUUGGUGAUCGCGUCCUCCCCGGGUCAUGGUACAUCUCCAAAACCAUCCCCUAAACCUAAGGCUCACGCUGUUCCAGCAGCUACAGCAGCUUCAACAGGACUUCUGGCGAAGAUGGUCUCGCGACUACAUCGGGAUCCUACAACAACGUACCAAGUGGCGGAGCUCGAAGGGCCCAGCUCUCUCCGUGGGCACGAUGGUGGUGGUGAAGGAUGA
Messenger RNA from Parnassius apollo (apollo), 1158 nucleotides. The record is from the annotation of a GenBank genome assembly. Lineage: Eukaryota; Metazoa; Arthropoda; Insecta; Lepidoptera; Papilionidae.